UUUGAAUAUGUAUCAGGUGAGGUAUCUGUCCUAUAGGUAGAGGAGUGAGGGCAGCACCCAGGUGCAUUGCAGGCACAAUGACAGCCCUUUUACGCUGAGGAAUGAGACAGGAGCAGGGAAAGGUUUGCUCAAGGCAUCAAAGGGAGGUGAGAGGGGUGUUCCAGCCCUGAACCACCAGCAAGCACCAGCGUUGGCGAUGGGGUUGGGGUCUGCAAGCAGUUGAAAGCCACCUGAAAGCAGUAAAGGCCAAUAAGAAUUAUAGAAUCAAACUGGUGAUUCUGAAUCACAGCUUCUCUGGGCAACCUGUGCCAGUGCCUCACCACCCUCACACGGAACAAUUGUUUCCUAGUGUCUAAUCUCCAUCUCCCCUCUGUCAGUUUAAAGCAAUUCCCCAUUGUCCUGUCCCUACAUGUCCUUGUAAAAAGUCCCUCUCAAAUUUUCUUGUCAGCCCCUUUAGGUAUUGGAAGGCUGUUGUAAGGAAAUAGAGGUGGUGCGCGUGGGGUCACUUGGCAGAGUUUUGGGAUGGGAAAGAGCAAAAGCAGAUGCCACAAAAGCCCAGGCUGGGGGAAAAUCUGUUUGUAGAAGAAAUGAGUAAUAUCAGAUCAUGCAGAACAUAAAAGCACCCUAAAAAACCUUUGGGGCUUGUGCAGCUGCAUGGGCUUAGGGACAAGCACUGGGACAAAGGCCCAGUAUCUUUACGAGAUCCAGCUUUAUAGAAAGGGGAAAAUGGAACCAGUUUCAGGAAGCCUGGGCCCCCGAUGGGCAAAACCCCCAAACCCCCCCGACCCUGGGGCCUCCCGCCGGCACCGCCUCACUUCUCCUAUUUCCCAGCUCAAAUAAGGGGAUGCUGGUGGUGCUGGGGAUGGGUCCAGCAUGGCUGUGCAGGCUGCCCUGCUGUUGGGGGUGCUGCUGCUGACCCACCACCCUGGGGAUGCAGCCCUCUUAGAAGCCAAUGGCAACCUGAGCUGCCGCUGUGCCAAGACCACCAGGGCCUUCAUCCCACCAUGGAAAUACAGCAGCAUCGAGGUCCGGCCAGUGGGGAGCAGCUGCCGGCGCCUCGAGGUGGUGAUUAAGCUAAAAAGCCUGGAGAGGGUCUGUGUAAAUCCUGACACCCCUUGGGUGAAGAAGCUCCUGCAGGACCUCCCUAACCUGAGGAAGAAAGAGGCUCUCCACUGAGGAAGCUGCCGCUGGUGGGACAGACAGAUGUGCUGGGCCUGAAACUGGUCCUCAUCUCCCACACUGCUGUCUCCUUGUGCAGAGGCGAUGAUGCUGCUGAGUGAUGCCUUGAGCCCCCUUUUCCUUGGCAGUUUAUGCAUUUAAGCCCUUGAAAAUGCCAGUACCCCCUUCCCCACCCUUCCCCAAUGUGCUGGGUGUCACCUUCAGGCACAACCAAACAGGUCCAAUAAAGGCAGCAGCUCUUG
Neopsephotus bourkii (Bourke's parrot) is the source of this 1421-nucleotide messenger RNA. RefSeq names its product alveolar macrophage chemotactic factor-like. The record is from RefSeq and is a predicted model, not a curated record. Bases 874 to 1176 code for a protein of 100 amino acids. NCBI's taxonomy places the organism in Eukaryota, Metazoa, Chordata, Aves, Psittaciformes, Psittacidae. The transcript has 4 exons. Gene Ontology annotation, cellular component: extracellular region. Gene Ontology annotation, biological process: antimicrobial humoral immune response mediated by antimicrobial peptide; neutrophil chemotaxis; chemokine-mediated signaling pathway. Gene Ontology annotation, molecular function: CXCR chemokine receptor binding; chemokine activity.